AUGACAAAAGCGUUCAGCUGUUUGUUUAAAAAUGCUUCGUCUGGCCCUCAGAGGAUUCUUGGUGGUCAAUUAACAACCAUCAACAAUUAUCCUUAUGCUGCAGUACUUCUUAACACUCCCAACGGAAUUAAUUUUGUUCAAGAGUGUGGCGGUGUGAUCCUAAGUGUCCGCUCUGUUCUCACUGCUGCUCAUUGCAUUUACUUUACAUCAGCUCAAUCAUGGCGUGUUCGAGUCGGAUCUUCUUACGCUAGCAGCGGUGGCAACACACACACUGUCUCUCAGCUUAUCAGUCAUCCUCAGUUUGACUACUACAGGCAAAAUGAUGUAGGCAUUAUUAGGAUCUCAUCUACGUUUGCUAUCGGCGGUAAUGUUCAACUUGGCAGGUUUGCUGGUGAGGGUUAUGUCGUAGCAGAUGACCAACCUGUUAGAACAAUUGGCUGGGGCUCAGCUGAUGGUAGUAAUUCUCGUUCUGAACAAUUAAGAUUUGUUAACAUCCGAACUGUAAACCAGGAAGUCUGUCGUAGUAAUUACAAUAUAAUUGCAAUGACCGUGUUGCCAAAUACGAUGUGCGCUGGUAUCAUAGAACAGAGGAAUGUAGGACCUUGCUAUGGUGACUACGGUGGUCCUUUAAUCCACGGCACUGAUGUAGUACUCGGCAUAGCCUCCUGGGACGCUGGAUGCGGCUACCUAAAUUAUCCAACCGUUUAUACCCGAGUACCUCAUUUCAUUGCCUGGAUCCAGAGCAAUGCG
This is a messenger RNA of Brenthis ino (lesser marbled fritillary), 750 nucleotides long. Lineage: Eukaryota; Metazoa; Arthropoda; Insecta; Lepidoptera; Nymphalidae. The record is from the annotation of a GenBank genome assembly.